AUGUUCUUUUCCGUCUCGCACCACCUUUUGUCGACGACGACUGACUCGUUUUCGUUCCGUCCUUCGAAACCGCGCGUUCGUUUUGAUGGUCGUCUUCACGCUGCCGCCGCUCGAGACAAAAAGACGGUCACACCGUUGAGAUAUGGUUUUCCCGGGGAAAAUCAACAUCACCAACAACGCCGGAAGGAAAGAACGACAGCACGAGCAGCGGGAGGAGGGAGCGCGCAAACGAAAAAAGAGAAGAAAGAUCCCGCUCGUGCUUUGCGAACGUUAUUAAACGGUCCCGCAAUCGUCCAAGCGCCGUGCGCGCACGACGCUUUAUCCGCACGUUUAAUCGAACGCGCUGGGUUCUCGGCAGCUUUCAUGUCAGGCUUUUGCGUCUCGGCGUCGCACUUGGCGUUACCGGAUGUCGGUUUGAUUUCUUACGCGGAGAUGCAAGACGUGGGUGGACGGAUAUGCGACGCGGUCAGUCCGAAUUUUCCAAUCAUUGGAGAUGCGGACGAUGGGUACGGGAACGCCAUGAGCGCGAAACGAACGGUGGAAGGGUACAUCAAAGCCGGGUUCGCGGGGAUUUUAAUCGAAGACCAGAUGGCGCCGAAACGGUGCGGACACACCGGUCCGAGACCUGUGUGCGAUCGAGAGACGAGCGUGGCGAGAGUUAGAGCCGCGUGCGACGCGAGAGAUGAAAGUUUAGAAGAUAUCGUGGUGUUCGCGAGAAGCGACGCGAGAAGUUCCAUGGGUUUAGACGAGGCUUUGGAACGAGUCAAAGCGUACGUGGACGCCGGCGCGGACGCGGUGUUCAUCGACGCGUUACAAUCGAAAGAGGAAAUGCAACGCUUUUGCGACGCGUGUCCAGACACGCCGAAAAUGGCCAACAUGUUAGAAGGCGGCGGCAUGACGCCGAUUUGUCAACCGAGAGAGUUACACGCCAUGGGGUUUAAAAUCGUCGCCUACCCGUUGUCGAUGUUAGCGGUGAGCGUAAAAGCGAUGGAAACCGCGUUGCAAGGAAUAAUGUUCGAAGGGUACCCGGACGAAGAACUUCUGCCGACGUUCGAGGAGUUGAAAGACGCGGUUGGAAUGAACGAAUAUUUAGAGGAGUCCAGGAGGUACAAAUUAGGAAGCAGCUCGAGGACGCCGGCGUAA
Molecule: messenger RNA, 1143 nt
Organism: Bathycoccus prasinos
Lineage: Eukaryota; Viridiplantae; Chlorophyta; Mamiellophyceae; Mamiellales; Bathycoccaceae
Product: carboxyvinyl-carboxyphosphonate phosphorylmutase
Exons: 1
Coding region: 1-1143 (380 amino acids)
Molecular function (GO): catalytic activity
Source: RefSeq, a predicted model, not a curated record